Tigriopus californicus is the source of this 1490-nucleotide messenger RNA. RefSeq lists its product as uncharacterized. NCBI's taxonomy places the organism in Eukaryota, Metazoa, Arthropoda, Copepoda, Harpacticoida, Harpacticidae. The coding region runs from base 106 to 1359 and encodes 417 amino acids. The transcript has 5 exons. The record is from RefSeq and is a predicted model, not a curated record.
GUCGUUUUAUUGACGUGUAGGGUGCACUUAUUCUGCCUUUGUGAUCCAAGAAUUGCUUCAUCAUGGGAUAAUGGCUGUUGUGUUCCUGCGGUUUCGAAUGCUGCCAUGAAGCCGUUGUCCGCUUUGGUCCUGAUCGACGUGGCCAAAUCCCUGCACAUCAUCCACCCUCACGCCAAGGAACUCGCGGUGGAUGAGUCCUUUUCGAUCAUCACUCCCCUUGUGAUUGAUUUCAUCUUGGGUCAAGUGGUUUUUGGACCAUUGAUCACCACUUGUUGGCGAGGGGCAUGGAUCGGCUUCAACCUUUUGCUCGACAAUCAUCUCUUCCCGAAUCAUCCCGACUUGAACACGGCCGGAUGUGUGAUCUUGGGUGUAUCCGGGAUCAAUCUGAUGACCUAUGUCCCAGCUUUGUUCCACUACUUUUGUGAAGAUUUCAAAUCGGGAUGGGUUUUCUUUGCUCUAUCCCGCACGUUUACGAUUUUGGCCUUUGGAUCGGGAAUGAUUUUGUGGAAAGGCUGGUGGGACGUGUGUUCCAUGUCUGGGGCCAGUUGGAAUCAAGGGUUGGCCUUUUUGGGAGUUGGAAUGGUGAUCAUGAUGUGCCUGGGCAACUCCCGAUCGAAUAUUGGGUUUCCUUUGGCCAUUCGUGUGGAUUCGCGGGACAAGUAUUUCCAUUUGAAUGGUUUCACCCUUUUGGAUCCCAAAACCACAGAGUUCUCAAAUCAAUGGGUCUUCCUCUUCACCGUUAUCAACCUCAUUCUGACAACCUUCAGUGAGGUCCUGGUCAUCUCUUGUUGGUUUGGCGUUUGGACCAUUGAGGAUAGCUUGUCGGCAAGUUGGGUCGGAUCUGGAUCCCUUGGAGAGGCCUUUGCGUCGUGUUGUAUUGGAGUUUCAGUCGCCACUUUGACAUUCUCGGUCCAAUUUUGGUUCCUGCAAGUGUUGGGUCCAACUUCGAACGAGAAUGAUAUCCGGAGUGCAGUGCUUCAUUUUUGUGCCAAUCAAGUUCUAGCCUCAUUGGGGCUGGUGGCCACAGUCAGCAAUUUAAGAGGAAUUUGGUAUUUGCUGGACUUGAUCUUGCCAGAAGACACCUUCUCCUGGACUCUCUUGGGAUCCUUCGUGUUAGCUUUCUCCUCUUUGGAGUUACUGGGAAUAGCCACCACUCUCCAUGGAGGGAUCAUUCAAGAUCCAAAGCCCGGGGAUCCAUUCCUGAUUCAUGGAUUCUACACCACAUACUUUUACAUGAACAAGCUCAAAUUUCAAUGCAACUCGAAAAACCCCGAGUUAUACCUUGAUCUAAAUGGAAGAGCGCCAUUGGCGUCAAGUGAUACUGAAACCCCGAUGACCGAGAUACCAAUCAAACCAUGAUGAUCGAGACAGCUCAAAGUGAACAUGUCAAGAAAAUAAUUGUAAACUUGCAAACCCACUCCAAUGGGUAUUAGAGUGCGGCGUCCUCUUUUGUCAAAUAUUCUGGAAAAUCUAGUCCAAAUAAAUAUUCU